GCGCCUGCUCCGCCCCGCCCCCUGGCGGCCGCGGGGAGGGCUCUGUGUCGGCGCUGCGGCAACAUGGCGGGCAGGCCUAUGCAAGCAGCGAGAUGUCCCACAGAUGAGCUGUCCUUGACCAACUGUGCUGUGGUGAACGAGAAGGACUUCCAGUCUGGGCAGCAUGUUGUCGUGAAGACCUCUCCCAACCACAAGUACAUCUUCACGCUGAGAACCCACCACUCGGUGGUGCCCGGCAGCAUCGCCUUCAGCCUGCCCCAGAGAAAAUGGGCUGGACUUUCCAUUGGACAGGAGAUUGAUGUCUCCUUGUACACCUUUGACAAGGCCAAGCAGUGCAUCGGCACCAUGACCAUCGAGAUCGACUUCCUGCAGAAGAAGAACAUUGACUCCAACCCCUACGACACGGACAAGAUGGCUGCAGAGUUCAUCCAGCAGUUCAACAGCCAGGCCUUCUCCGUGGGCCAGCAGCUCGUGUUCAGCUUCAAUGACAAGCUCUUUGGGCUGCUGGUGAAGGACAUGGAAGCCAUGGACCCCAGCAUUCUCAAAGGGGAGUCUGGGACAGGCAAAAAGCAGAAGAUCGAGGUUGGUUUGGUUCUUGGGAACAGCCAAGUUGCCUUUGAGAAAGCUGAGAACUCCUCUCUCAAUCUGAUUGGUAAAUCCAAGACCAAGGAGAACCGCCAGUCGAUCAUCAACCCCGACUGGAAUUUUGAGAAGAUGGGCAUUGGGGGCCUGGACAAAGAAUUCUCCGAUAUUUUCCGACGAGCUUUUGCUUCUCGAGUUUUCCCACCGGAAAUUGUGGAGCAAAUGGGCUGCAAGCACGUGAAGGGCAUCCUCCUGUACGGGCCCCCAGGCUGUGGCAAGACCCUGAUGGCCAGGCAGAUUGGGAAGAUGCUGAAUGCCAGGGAGCCAAAGGUGGUCAACGGGCCCGAGAUCCUCAACAAAUACGUGGGCGAGUCGGAGGCCAACAUCCGCAAGCUGUUUGCUGAUGCCGAGGAGGAGCAGAGGAGGCUGGGAGCCAACAGCGGGGUGCACAUCAUCAUCUUCGACGAGAUCGACGCCAUCUGCAAGCAGAGGGGCAGCAUGGCCGGCAGCACCGGGGUGCACGACACGGUGGUGAACCAGCUGCUGUCCAAGAUCGAUGGCGUGGAGCAGCUCAACAACAUCCUGGUCAUCGGAAUGACCAACAGACCUGACCUGAUUGAUGAGGCUCUGCUGAGGCCAGGGAGGCUGGAGGUGAAGAUGGAGAUCGGUCUGCCAGACGAGAAGGGCCGGUUCCAGAUCCUCCACAUCCACACGGUGAGGAUGAGGGAGCACCAGCUGCUGGCUGAGGACGUGGACAUUGCAGAGCUGGCAGUGGAGACCAAGAACUUCAGUGGUGCUGAGCUGGAAGGUUUGGUUCGAGCUGCUCAGUCCACGGCCAUGAACAGACACAUCAAGGCCAGCAAUAAAGUGGAAGUGGACAUGGAGAAGGCCGAGAGCCUCCGUGUGACCAGGGGAGACUUCUUUGCGUCCCUGGAGAACGACAUCAAACCGGCCUUUGGGACCAACCAGGAGGACUAUGCCAGCUACAUCAUGAACGGCAUCAUCAAGUGGGGGGACCCCGUGACGAGGGUGUUGGACGAUGGGGAGCUGCUGGUGCAGCAGACCAAGAACAGCGACCGUACCCCGCUGGUCAGCGUGCUGCUGGAAGGUCCCCCCCACAGUGGGAAAACUGCUCUAGCAGCAAAAAUAGCUGAAGAAUCCAACUUCCCCUUUAUCAAGAUCUGUUCUCCAGAUAAGAUGAUUGGGUUUUCUGAAACAGCCAAGUGCCAGGCCAUGAAGAAGAUCUUUGAUGAUGCCUACAAGUCCCAGCUCAGCUGUGUGGUCGUGGACGACAUCGAGCGCCUGCUGGAUUACGUCCCCAUCGGACCUCGCUUCUCCAAUCUGGUCUUGCAAGCCCUGCUUGUGCUGCUGAAGAAGGCCCCCCCUCAGGGCCGGAAGCUCCUGAUCAUCGGCACCACGAGCCGCAAGGACGUCCUGCAGGAGAUGGAAAUGCUGAACGCCUUCAGCACCACCAUCCACGUGCCCAACAUUGCAACAGGGGAGCAGCUCAUGGAGGCCUUGGAGGUGAGGAACAGCUCAGGGGUAACGAACAAGCUCAGCAUUUGCUGGGAAUGGGGGAUUUUCCAGUGGCUCUUGGCUUGGUGGCAUUGUCCCGCUCAUGACAGCAGUUCCAGGGCUUCUCCCGGACAGUCCAUGGCUCUGGGAUUUCCUGGGGGGCUGCCUGGGGGGCUGCAGGGCACUAAUGGGACCUGUUUGUUUGGUGUUCAGAUGGAUCCUGAGUAUCGGGUGAAGAAGUUCUUGGCUCUUCUGAGAGAAGAAGGAACAGUCCCUACCCUAGACUGAAGGUGGACCAAGUGCAAGAUCAACAGCCGGAAAAGCGACCAACCUGGAGAAAAUGCACUGGGAUCUUUACUCUUCUGUGCUCAACACACUGGACAAAGUGAAAUGCUCCCCAUUUCCCAGAGCCCCAUGUGGAAUCUGCAUGUUUAGUGCAAUACUGCAGUACCUUUAUUCUUUGUCUUUAAUAUUCUGAUGUCACGUGGAAGUGUCUCCUAGAACACUGUGCUUCUGUCUCUGUGCAGCCAGGCUGCAUCCUUUGAUUUGAGCAUGGGGGAAUGUCCUGGGAGUUUGAAGCCAGUGCUCACUUGUGUCCAGCAUUCCUGCAGUGGGAAAGAGAUCCUGACUCCUGAUAAACCUGCCAGUCUGGUGGAGGGACACUGGAGCACUGCUCUGUCAUAUCCUGGUCAGGUGAAGGCUUUCUUGUGUCAUCCCAUCCCUCACUGAGCUCUGAGCCAGACCCACAGCCCACAGACAGUGCCCACAGCAGUCCAGCUCCAGGACUGCCUGGAUGCUGCACCUGCUUUAUUUAUAUCCAGGUAUUUUGGGGCCCCCUGAGACACUGCCAGUGGCACUGGGAACUGGAAGAGGGCAGGGAAGUGUUGAUCAGAAUAGAGGAAAUUUCCAAAUCCAGUAUUUAAGGCAUCAGAAGCUUGUUAAUUCAACAAGAGUUCUAGAGGUGCUGGUUCCAGCACCUCUCACAGAGCCUCCAACUCUUCCCGAGGUCGUGCAGGUGGCAGCUUUGGUGUCCUCCAGCCUCACAUCCCAUUUCCAUGCCAUGCUACCAAAGGUUGAAAUUCCUCCUUGCACACAGAGAGGAGGCCAAGCUCUGCAGGUGCACGAGGUGUGCAUUGCCAUGUGUUUGCACUGAAACAAAGGAAUGUACCAGCCCUCGCUCCAUGUCCUUCCCAGCUGUCACCUGGCCUCGGGGAGUGCUGCUCGAGGCUCCCCCUGCUUCUGGGGCUCCACUCCUCCUGUAAUGUUCAUGGAACAUACCUCAGCCUGGUGGGGCAUGAAAUCAAAGCCAUUUGUCAGAAAUUAGCCAGUGUAGCUUCCUAAGCUUGACCAGAGCCGCUGUCAGGGCUUGCAGUGGUUCCAGAGGGGUGUCCAGGGAAGGAGAUGCUCCCCGUCCUUCCAGGCCCAAGGUGCAGGUACUGUUGUCCUCAGUGUGUGCUUGCAGCAGUGGGGGUGUUCCAGCCACCCCCCCCCUGUUCUCUGGCAGUGCUGUUGUGUUGUGAUGCCCUCGUGAGUCCCAGUGCUGGUUAUUCCCUCUCAUUUCGUGUAUGAUCUUGUGGGUUUAUUUGUUCCUCCCUCCCCUCUGCCAGUCCGGGUGACAGCAGCACACAGUUAACUUAUCUUUCAGAGUAAAUGCUGUAAACCUUAUCAUGUCUUUGUCCAGAACUAUAUUGAUGAAUAAAUAUCUGGUUUAAUUGCACAUUCAAUGGGUUCAAUAAAAAGCACAACUCCUUGUGA
Messenger RNA from Empidonax traillii (willow flycatcher), 3852 nucleotides. It is a transcript of the gene NSF, whose product is annotated as N-ethylmaleimide sensitive factor, vesicle fusing ATPase. Gene Ontology annotation, molecular function: ATP hydrolysis activity; ATP binding. The record is from RefSeq and is a predicted model, not a curated record. The transcript has 20 exons. Gene Ontology annotation, biological process: SNARE complex disassembly; intra-Golgi vesicle-mediated transport; Golgi to plasma membrane protein transport. NCBI's taxonomy places the organism in Eukaryota, Metazoa, Chordata, Aves, Passeriformes, Tyrannidae. Gene Ontology annotation, cellular component: Golgi stack. The coding region runs from base 64 to 2385 and encodes 773 amino acids.